AUUAUACUAUAGACUGUCUGCUGGUUGUCUGUUGAUGAUUCGAGAUCAUAAUCAUACAUUGUAACUUGAAUGCCAUAUGACAAUGUACGCACCCUUUUCCACAGGGGGAUGCUUGACAUGAAGGGAUACUGACCAAAGCUUACUAACUGAGAAUGGAUGGCAUGUUUGAUGGAAGGACUCCAGAGCUACAUACAGCCGUACAGACAAACAACACAGACAGACUCCUACAGCUGAUACAGGCGGGCCACAGCGUCAACAGUGAAGGCGUGGACCUGGUCAGACCGCUACACGAGGCCUGCUUCAGAGGCCAUAUCGAAUGUGUGAAAAUUCUUCUGGACAAUGACGCAGAGGUGAAUGUGAGGAACAUUGAUGGAGCUACCCCUCUGUGUGAUGCUGCCAGCAGUGGACAUGUAGACAUCGUCAGGAUUCUACUACAACGGGGGGCAUAUGUUAACCCUCCUCUUCUGUUAACUUCUCCUUUGCAUGAAGCAACUUUAAGAGAUAAAUGGGAAACAGUGGAGGUAUUGUCGGCAGCUGGAGCUAAUCUGAACUCCUCGGACUGUCACUUCGGAACUCCUCUCCAUGUAGCAGCCUGUCAAGGCAGUCUGACAUGUGCACAAGCUUUGCUUCGAGCAGGCGCCUGUGUGAAUUCCAUUAAGAGCCUUAACACUCCUCUCCAUGAGGCUGCCAGGAGACAGGACGUGCCCCUGAUACUCCUCCUGCUGGCAUACGGAGCGGAUGUAACGAUGAGAAACAACAACGGACUACGACCCAUUG
This is a messenger RNA of Saccostrea cuccullata (small rock oyster), 777 nucleotides long. RefSeq names its product ankyrin repeat and SOCS box protein 13-like. Lineage: Eukaryota; Metazoa; Mollusca; Bivalvia; Ostreida; Ostreidae. The record is from RefSeq and is a predicted model, not a curated record. The transcript is spliced from 4 exons. The annotation marks the transcript as partial. Gene Ontology annotation, biological process: protein ubiquitination; positive regulation of protein catabolic process. Gene Ontology annotation, molecular function: protein binding.